GUAUGUGGACACCUGUCAUCCAACAUCAAUCAAAAUGAUGGCCAUUAAUAUGGAGUUGGUCCACCCUUUGCUGCAAUAACAACCUCAACUGGAAAGGCUUUAUAGUAAAUGUUGGAGCAUUGCAGCAGGGAUUUCUUCCAUUCGGCCAUAAGAACAUUAGUGAGGCCAGGCACUGAUUGGGCGACAAGGCUUUCCAGUUGAUCCCAAGAGUGUUGGAUAGGGUUGAGGUCAGAGCUCCGUGCAGGCAAAUCAAAUUCUUCCGCAUCGAUCUUGACACAAGCUUUUGUAAUAUGGACCUCGCUGUGUGCCCAAGGACACUGUCACGUUAGAACAGGAAGGGCCUUCCAAACUGUUGGGGAAACACAUAAUUGUCUAGAAUGUAUUUGUUUGCUGUAGCGUUGCCUUCACUGGAACUAAGGAGCCUAGCCCAAACCAUGAAAACAACCCCAGACCAAGGGGCGUCCAGAUAUUUUUGGUCAUAGGCUAUUCUCUUAAUUUUCCUGAUGCUCGUGCGAAUAAAUACAACUUCCCUGUAUGUAUUUCCAAGUUUCAAAAUUUUCCACACCUUUGCGAUCGUGCGUGCUUGUCCAAUAAAUCAGACUUAUAUUAUAGAAUUAAUAAAACGUUAUUAAAUUUAAAUAAUAAUGUUUUAAGCAUUCAUUCGAUUAAGCUAGGACUCGCUUGACAAGCAUAUCGGAAGCUACUUUGCUCUGAUUACUGAAAUCAUCUUCAGUCAAGGGAAAUGUACAUUCAAGGUUUAAACUUAAUUUUAAGAAGAAGAAAUGUAUUUACGUUGUGGUCUGACAAAAUAAUGUUAUGGGAUUGCCUCGAGUAAACAAAUGGUCGCGCGGCGAACUCUUCCUCAACAAAACUCUGGGACGGCUAAGUAGCUCUCCAGAGUGCUGAAGUUGCCUCUCACCGCAGGCGCCGAGGACGCAGCGCGGCUUCAACCUCGCCUCCUCCCUUUGGAAAAAAAAAACACUGCGCAGAUAAUGAGCUACUCGGUCUCGAAAUCUCGCAAGGCAAUUAGUUUUAAUUUCAAUUCAGACAGAAGUUUAGAGCCGCGCUUUUUGUCUCGGCGAUUUCGUUGUUUAGUUUAAAUGUAGCGUUGACGCAAAUUGCUGAAAAUGUGUCGGUUGUAGUAAAGAGAGGACAAACCAAGAAAACUAACGAAAGGGGAAUAUGAUAGCAAAUUUGAACCCGCCAGUGCACAACACUACCAAUUAUGGACUGAUUAAAACGGACGGUGAGCAGAAUCAACUGUUGUUAACAUUUUCUCAGUCAUAGGGCAUUUAUUAAUAUUGUUGUUUGUAAUACAGUUAAUUGACUUUGAAGGUAUUCACACAAUUCUCAAUAUUGGCGCUUGUAUAAAAUAUGUAAAUUCUGACAACAUUUUUCGUAAAUUUUUGAGACGAGUAACUGCUUGAAAUCUCGUUUUGCACGCUGGCGUUUCACAUCAGACUUUUAAACACUGCGAAGCUAAUGAAGUGAAGUACAUAUAUAUAUUGUGACCGUUCUCACAAAAUGUGUGCUUUGCGCUUUAUUGCCUCACUUUAAAAGAUUUAAAUUGAGAUCUGCAUCUGACACUCACGGACAAUGCCACACAUUGCUCUGCAAUUCAGAGGCUUUCGGUGGGACUCGUGGAAAUAUUUCCGUUGCCCUGUUCUCAGGAAUAAACGCCAGUCGGCGAGGCUACCCUCUUAUCGCUGUACGCUAUGGGUCGUUCUGGGGGCUUUGGUGUUCACUUCUGGCGUACAGUGUCAGGUCUUUAAAGUAGGAGUCUUGGGGCCGUGGAGAUGCGACCGGCUCUACUCAAAAGCCCUCCCUGCGGUGGCAGCACAGCUGGCAGUGCAGCGGGUCAAAAACGACCCAAGUUUAGACUUGGGCGACGGACUGGACUUCAUAGUCCUUCAAGAGACGUGCGAAACGUCGAAGGCCUUGGCCAAGUUCGUGCAGCUGGAGAACGCGUCCGAAGCCUUCGUGGGUCCCGCGAACCCGGGCUACUGCGCCGCCGCCUCGCUUUUUGCGCGGAACUGGGGCAAGCCUAUGUUCUCCUGGGCUUGCCUCGAUUACCAGCUCGAUCGGUCCCAGGGAUACACUGCUAUCGCCCAGACUUUGCCUUCGGCCAUGCGGGUGCUUUUCAGCGUGCUCAGGUACUUCGGCUGGGCGAAAAUAGGCAUAAUCUCUUCCAGGGAGGAAAUAUGGAUGGACACCGCCACAGAACUGGGCAACUCCCUCCGGAGUGCGGGACUUCCGGUGCGCCUGGUGUCGUCCGUGGGGGAGAACUCCACAGAGAUGGAAAACACUCUCAGGAAAAUCCAACAAACUGGAAAUAUAAAAGUCAUAAUCAUGUGCAUGCAGUCCGUGCUGAUUGGCGGAGAGCAGGAGGCGGCCUUCCUGCUGAAAGCCAACGAGAUGGGCCUGACGGCCGGGAGCCACGUCUUCCUGCCGUACGACACCCUGCUCUACAGCCUUCCCUACGCCAACGUGACCUACCGGCGGCUGGAGAACGACAGCGCGCUCCGCCAGGCCUACGACGCCGUGCUCACCGUUACCGUGGCGUCGGACAUCGCGUCCUUCACGGACGCUUUCGACGCGGCUCAGCGGUCCCGCGAAAUUCCCGCGUCCUACGACCCUCAGCAGGUUUCCCCAAUCUUCGGAACGGUGUACAACAGUAUUUACCUGGUUGCCAAGGCGACGGACAGCGCCAGGAGGGCGGGGCAGAGCCUCUCGGUGAGCAACCUGGCCUUCUGCAUGCAGAACCUGACCUUCGCGGGGUUCAACCAGAACGUGCGCACGGACGGGCUGGGGAACGUGCUGACGGACUACGUGGUCCUGGACACGGACGGGCUGAGCGGCCAGCUCUACCGCACCCACCGGGUGGACCUGGGCGCCGGCACGCUGUUCGUCACCGGGCCGCCCGUUCACUUCCCGCAGGGCUCCCCCCCGCCCCAGGACUCCCGCUGCUGGUUCAACAUUUACAUCCUCUGCGUGGGAGGUGUGGAUCUCACCUCCAUCAUUGUGGCAUUCGUGGUCAUCGCUGUUCUGGUCGUAAUUUCUAUUGGUUUGGCUUUCAUAAUAAGGAGGCGGCUCCAAAGGAUUCAGCUUUUUAAAGGGCCCAACAGAAUCCUGCUGACUCUGGAAGACCUCACCUUCAUCAACCCACAGCACAGCAAGAGGCAGGUCACCAUCGAGGAUCUCAGCGACUCGAAAAGCGCGCUGGAGGGAAAGUCCCGGGGUCGAAGCCAUUCCAUGAACAGCGCUGCCACGGCGACGCACGAGACCUCCAACGUGGCGGUGUACGAGGGCGACUGGGUGUGGUUGAAGAAGUUUCAGGAGGGGCAGUUCAGGGAGAUAAAGUCCAGCUCCACAAAGAUUUUCACCAAGAUGAGGGAUCUCCGAAACGAGAACGUGAACCCGUUCCUGGGGCUCUUCGCGGACGCGGGCGUGUUCGCCGUGGUGACGGAGCACUGCUCUCGCGGAAGCCUCCGGGACCUGCUGGAGAACAGCGACGUCAAACUGGACUGGAUGUUCAAGUCCUCCCUCCUCCUGGAUCUCAUCAAGGGCAUGAAGUACCUGCACCACCGCGCGUUCGCCCACGGGCGGCUGACCUCCCGAAACUGCGUGGUGGACGGGCGCUUCGUGCUGAAGAUAACCGACUACGGUGUCAGCGAGCUGCUGGAGUCCCAGAAGACCGCUCGGGUGGUGCCUCCGCCCGCAGAGCUGUUCUGGACAGCCCCUGAGCUUCUCAGGGACCUGGAGAACUCAGAGAGGGGAACACUCAAAGGCGAUGUGUACAGCUUUGCAAUCAUACUGCAGGAAGUGGUCGUCCGUGGGCUGCCCUACUGCAUGCUGGGACUGAACGCCGCAGAGAUCAUCCGCAAGGUGAAGAAGCCGCCGCCCAUGUGCCGGCCCACGGUGGCGCCUGACCAGGCCCCGCUGGAGUGCAUCCAGCUGAUGAAGCAGUGCUGGAGCGAGCAGCCCGACCGCCGACCCGCGUUCAACGAGAUCUUCAACCAGUUCAAGAUCAUCAACAAAGGCAAGAAGACCAACAUCAUCGACUCGAUGCUGCGCAUGCUGGAGCAGUACUCCAGCAACCUGGAGGAGCUGAUCCGCGAGAGGACCGAGGAGCUGGAGGUGGAGAAGCAGAGGACCGAGAAGCUGCUGUCCGAGAUGCUGCCGCCCUCUGUAGCUCACGCUCUGAAAACGGGGGGUGUGGUCGAACCCGAGUACUUUGACCAGGUGACCAUCUACUUCAGUGACAUUGUGGGGUUCACCACCAUCUCCUCGCUCAGCGACCCCAUCGAGGUCGUCGACCUUCUCAACGACCUCUACUCGCUUUUUGACGCCGUACUGGCCAACCACGACGUGUACAAGGUGGAGACCAUCGGAGACGCUUACAUGGUGGCCUCGGGGCUGCCGAAGAGGAACGGGAACAAGCACGCAGCGGAGGUCGCCAACAUGUCCCUGAACAUCCUCAGCGCUGUGGGCUCUUUCAAAAUGCGCCACAUGCCAGAGGUGCCCGUCAGGAUCCGCAUCGGCCUGCACUCAGGUUCCUGUGUUGCGGGAGUUGUAGGUUUGACCAUGCCUCGGUAUUGCCUGUUUGGAGACACGGUGAACACCGCCUCCCGUAUGGAGUCAACUGGGCUGCCCUACAGAAUCCACGUGAAUCUGAGCACGGUGACGAUCCUGCGCUCCCUGAACGACGGCUACCGCAUCGAGAUCCGCGGCCAGACGGAGCUGAAGGGUAAAGGCUUCGAGGAGACCUACUGGCUGGUGGGCAAGGAGGACUUCACGAAACCCCUGCCACAGCCACCCGACUUAAAACCAGGGGCGGACAACCACGGCCUGUCGCAGGAGGAAGUAGCCGAAUACAAGAGAAGACGAGCCGAGAAAAAAGCACAGCAGCUGAGGAAAUGAAACCCGAGGUUUCUGAAGUCCAGCAGGAAGGCGGGGGCAGGCCAUAACCUGAGAAGAAGGAAGAGGAAGAGACCGAGGAGGAAGAGCCGGGCUCAGCCCUGUGGCAUGAGGGAAGUACCACUCACGGCAGCAGAGGACCAAUCAGAUCGGGGCAGCUCAUCUGGACACUUUUAAUGGGAUUUUACACUGUGAGUCUAAUCUUGAUUCCCCAGCUGGCUCAGCAGUGAACAGAAAUGCUGUGACUUCAUUUAAUGUGUGAGAGAUGUGCUGCAGUUAUUCAUUUAGACUGUUGAGCUCUUUGGCCACCAGGGGGCAGGCUACUGCAUCUAAGAAUGGCUGUUCCUCAGUCAGGCUGUCUUUAUUUGCAUUGUGGUCCUUUUUGUGAAAUGAAUAACACGAGUAAUUUUCAUUUUUUCAGUAUCAUCAGUGAUAAUAAGUUGCAAUUUCUCAAAAUGAAAAUAUGUCUUUCUUAGCUGUAUUUACAUUACAGGCAUUUAGCAGACGCUCUUAUCCAGAGCGACUUACACAACAUUCUACAUAGCAUUUACAUUGCAUUCAUUUACACAGCUGAAUGUAUACUGAUGCAAUGCAGGUUAAGUACCUUGCUCAGGGGUACAACGGCAGCGUCCUACCAAGGAAUCGAACCUGCGACCUUUAGGUUACAAGACCAGUUCCUUACGCAUUAUACUACACUGCCGCCCUUCAAAUAAUACGUUUAAAUAACUUCAGCACACAGCUGAAAUGAAUGGCUUUCCUGGUUGAAAGCUACAUGGGGUAGAAAAAUGUCAAAAAGAGUUGGACAGAAACAUUAUCGGUUUUAGUCUUCUCAUCGGAUAUGUUCACGAUACUGAAAAAAAAUAAUAAUUACUGGUGUUAUGCUUUAAGCAAAUGUUGCUGUUUAAUGGAAGACUGCAUAUUUAGAUAUUUAAUAUUUGGGUUUGUAUACUAUAGUGUGUGUGUGUGUGUUUUCUUGAAAAGGGCAAAGAAAUCUGGAAGGUUUUUUUUACCUUUUCACAGUUUUAUUUCCAUUAAAUGUUGAUAUAUGCAUUGUAUAUGCCCAAUAAAUGACUCCUGAAAGUUGUGAGAAAGUGACAGUAAGUCAGUGCUAAAAGCUGAGAGCAAUAGUUAUAUAUAUAUAUAUGACUGACAGAAAAAAUGAUGCAGUGCCUGCCAUUUAAAAUAUUUAUUUUUUUAUUUCAAUGAAUAAACAUUCCAUAAAAUGC
Molecule: messenger RNA, 6143 nt
Organism: Anguilla rostrata (American eel)
Lineage: Eukaryota; Metazoa; Chordata; Actinopteri; Anguilliformes; Anguillidae
Gene: gucy2f
Product: guanylate cyclase 2F, retinal
Exons: 19
Coding region: 1597-4920 (1107 amino acids)
Biological process (GO): intracellular signal transduction; receptor guanylyl cyclase signaling pathway; cGMP biosynthetic process
Cellular component (GO): plasma membrane
Molecular function (GO): peptide receptor activity; protein kinase activity; ATP binding
Source: RefSeq, a predicted model, not a curated record